Molecule: messenger RNA, 1401 nt
Organism: Symbiodinium necroappetens
Lineage: Eukaryota; Dinophyceae; Suessiales; Symbiodiniaceae
Source: the annotation of a GenBank genome assembly
AUGGCACAGUGUGGCGUGGAAUGUUGCUUACGACUGGCCUCCGGUGCCAUCCUCCUGCUGGUAGUGUGCCUGAUAGGAAUCCUUUUCAGCCUGGGUUCUACAGAGGAUGCAUGGCACCUGGGAUCCGUUGAGGAGGUGUGGAACGAUGUUGCUGGUUUGGACCUUUCCGCCUACUUCUUGGCCCUUCUGAUCGGGAUCCUCACCGUGCUCCCAGCCUUGAUUUGCCCAAGAGGGGCCUCGGAGGAGGAGGGGGCCAAACCUGAGCCGACAGGCAAAGCCCCUGGAGUGGCCACGCCGGCGCCCCCGGCGACCCCAGCACCAAAGCCGAAGCCGAAGCCGAAGCCAAAGCCGCUCAGCCCGAGGAGCCAGGCGAAGGAGCUGGUGGGUUCCCGCAUGAGCCCAGAACAGGCCCAGAAGGCCGCUGAGAAGAUUAUCUCUCUGCGGUCGUACGUGGAGCGAGCGGACCCGAUUAACCUGGACGAGAUGUGGGCCUUCUUUGAUAUGCCUGCACCGACAAGUAGCCGAUCCAUGGAUCCGUCGGAUCCGGUGAUGCAGACUUUGAAGGGGAAGCUGAACCGACAGCGACUGCUUUUCCACCCCGACAAGAACGGACAUCCUGAGGCCGAGAAGACCUUCAAGUUCUUGGAGGUCUGCCAUCAGAAGCUGAUGCGGGCCUACACUCGCCAGGGGGAGUCCGUCCACCAGCGCACAAGGAGAGAGGAGGAGGAGCUGAAGAAGGAGGAGGAGCGCCGCAAGAAGCAGGAGGAGGAGCGGCGGGCGCAGAUGGCCUUGAUCGAGAAGGAGGAGGAGGAGAGGGUCCGCCGGGCGGAAAUGGAGAAGCAGCGCUUGGAGGCGAUGCUCCAGGCAAAGCAGUUGGCCUUCGAAGCCAAAUGCAACAGCAACAGCCAGAUCCUCACGCGCUCCUCCUCGACCGAGCUGCCCGUCGCGGGCAUCUUCGCGAAGACGUGUGUUCUCUCCAAGAGCUUACUGGGCAGACAGGAGGAUGUGGAGCAGCCAGCGGCCCCUAUUGGCACGCUCAAAGUCCAGCUGCUACGUGCACGUGAUCUUCCCACCCCAGAGUAUUUCCUCUCUGGCUUCAACUUCGCAGAAGUGCGGGUCGGAGAGCAGAGCUUUCAGUCUCCCAAAGCUCCAGGGGAGAACCCUGUGUGGGACUGCAGCUUCAGCUACCAAGUGCACAGAGUUGACACAGUGCUGGGGGUGAGCAUCUUCCGGGAGGGAUGGUUUCAGGACUACGUCCUUGGGAAGCUGGAGAUCCCCUUUCUGGACCUCGAGGAGUGGUCCGGGCAUCCCAUCGGCCGCCUGCUCGAGCCGCCGGAAGAUGCUCACACUGACGCUGACGGCAUGCUCGUGGAGCUCCGCGCCUCCUUCGAGUGGUUCUGA